AUGCUCAGCUCGGGGCGCCGCCGGCCGCCCCCUCCGCGGGCCAUGCGGCCUCUGCUGCCGCUGCUGCUGCUCGGGACGGCGGCUCUGGCACAGCCGCCGGACCCGUCCCCCGCGGGCACGCAGUGCCUGGAGCACGAGUGUUUCGCCGUGUUCUGGGCGUCCCGGCCCUUCUCCGACGCCAGCGAGAGCUGCGAGCGGGGCGGGGGACACCUCAUGACCGUGCGCUCCACCGUGGCCGAGGAGGCGAUCGCGCUGCUGCUUCAGAACCGCAAGGGGCGGCUCUGGCUCGGGCUGUCGCUGUCGCCCUCCUUGUCCUGCACCGAGCCCAGCCGGCUGCUCCGCGGUUUCCGCUGGGUCACCGGCGACCACAGCACCGAUUACACCAACUGGGCGCUGCCGGGGCAGCGCUGCGGCGAGCGCUGCGUGACCGUGUCCCGGGAGCUGGGCUGGGAGGAGCGGCGCUGCGAGGAGCCGGCAGACGGCUUCCUCUGCCAGUACACCUACGGAGGCAGCUGUCCUCACCUGGCCUCCCAGCGCGCCGUCCCUGUCACCUACGCCACCCCCUUCGGCGCCCGCGGAGCGGACUUCCAGGCACUGCCUCCGCGCAGCGUGGCGUUCGUCCCUGACCUCGGGCUGGAGCUGCGCUGCGAGGAUGGGGACGACGCGGGGCCGCGCUGGGGCCGCGACACCCCGGGAGCGUGGCCCUGCGAGCUGGGCGGCGGUGGCUGCGCGGGGACGUGCGCGGAGGAGAGCGGGCGGCCGCGCUGCUCCUGCCCCGAGGGCACGGUGCUGGGCCCGGACGGGCGCGGGUGCCGCUCGCCCUGUGAGGGGGCGCAGUGCCAGCAUCACUGCGUGGUGGCCGGCGGCUCCUUCUUGUGCAUGUGCGCCGUCGGGUACCGGCUGGCGGCCGAUGGCAUCAGCUGCGAGGACGUCGACGACUGCACCAGCGAGCCCGGCCCGUGCGAGCAGAAGUGCCUGAACACCCAGGGUGGCUUCGAGUGCCAGUGUCACAGCGGCUACAGGAUGGUGAACGGGCACUGCCAGCGCCUGCCGCCCUGCUGGGAGGCGCCGUGCCAGCAGCGCUGCGAGGAGCUGCCCGACGGCUACCGCUGCGGCUGCUUCCCCGGCUACGCCGUGGACCCGCGGGAUGCCACCCUCUGCCGCCUGCACUGCAACGCCACCGAGUGCCCCGCCGUGUGCGACGCCGAAGGGGCCUGCGAGUGUCCCGAGGGCUUCCUGCUGGACGGCGACGAUCUGUGCGUGGACAUGGAUGAGUGCGACAGUGGUCACUGCGAGUUCAACUGCACCAACACCCCCGGCGGCUACCAGUGCCACUGUCCCCCCGGCUACUACCUCCUCGGCCUCGACUGCAAACUGGACGGGGAUGGCGAGGAAGCGUCCUCGGGGGAUUUGGAGCCCGAACUGCAUGACCCCGUCCCCAGCCGGCCCCCGCCGAAAGAGGAGCAGCUGCACCCCGGGGUGCUGGUGGGCAUCGCGGUGAGUGCCCUUCUGAGCCUCCUGGCCCUGCUGGCUCUGGGAUUCUGCCUGGCCAGGAAGCGCUGUCGUUCCCACGGCUCUAUGGAUUACAAGUACAGCGGCCCCCACGAGAAGGAGCUGGGGCUUCAGCCCGUCCCCUCGGCACAGAAGCCGUAGGGA
This is a messenger RNA of Lonchura striata (white-rumped munia), 1656 nucleotides long. It is a transcript of the gene THBD, whose product is annotated as thrombomodulin. Gene Ontology annotation, molecular function: calcium ion binding; transmembrane signaling receptor activity. The record is from RefSeq and is a predicted model, not a curated record. Lineage: Eukaryota; Metazoa; Chordata; Aves; Passeriformes; Estrildidae. Gene Ontology annotation, cellular component: membrane.